CCGGGCCGUGAGAACGUGCGGGGCGCGCCGGGGCCGCGGCUCUCCCACGGCCGGGGCGCCCGGGCCACGCCAGCCCCGGGCAGCGCCGUGGCCUUGCGAGCGGCAGCGGGCGAGUGCGAGCUGCGGAGAGACCCAGAGAACUGAGAGCCGGCGAGGGCUGGUGGCCGCGCCCCGGCUCUGUGGCGUGGGCACCCCAGUUGUGAGUGUCCUUGAAUUGGAAGUGCCUCUGCACACAAGAAGAGCAGCUCAUCGGGGAGGUCAGAGCAGGGUGAGAGCCACCGGCAGCAUGUUCUGCACAAAGCUCAAGGACCUCAAGAUCACAGCGGAGUGCCCGUUCUCCCUCCUGGCGCCAGGCCAGGCUCCCAGGGAGCCGGCCGAGGAGGCGGCAGGGAGCUCAGAGAGCUGCGAAGCGACUCUGCCCGUCUGCCAGGACGUUCCCGAGAAGAACGCACAAGCAGGGCUGCCUCAGAGAAAGACCAGUCGGAGCCGAGUCUACCUUCACACUUUGGCCGAGAGCAUUUGUAAACUGAUUUUCCCAGAGUUUGAACGACUGAACCUUGCACUCCAGAGAACAUUGGCAAAGCAUAAAAUCAAAGAAAACAGAUGUCCAAAUAAUUCCAGGAAGUCUUUGGAAAGAGACGACUUUGAAAAAAUAAUUGCUGACCAAGCAACUGUAGCAGGAGUGCCGGUGGAGGUCAUCAAAGAAUCCGUCGGUGAAGAGCAUUUCAAGAUAUGCUACGAGGAAGACGAACACAUCCUCGGCGUGGUUGGCGGCACCCUGAAAGAUUUUCUCAACAGCUUCAGUACCCUGCUGAAGCAGAGCAGCCACUGCCAAGAAGCGGAGAAGAGGGGAAGGCUGGAGGACGCCUCCAUCCUGUGCCUGGAUAAGGACCCAGACUUCCUGAACGUUUAUUAUUUCUUCCCAAAGAGAACCACGUCCCUGAUUCUGCCUGGCAUCAUCAAGGCAGCUGCUCACAUAUUGUACGAAAGCGAAGUGGAGGUGUCCUUACUGCCUCCCUGCUUCCGAAAUGAUUGCACCGAGUUUGUCAAUCAGCCCUACUUGCUAUACUCCGUCCAUGUGAAAAGUGCCAGGCCAUCCCUGUCCCCAGGCAAGCCCCAGUCCUCGCUGGUCAUCCCUGCGUCGCUCUUCUGCAAGACGUUUCCGUUCCAUUUCAUGUUUGACAAAGAUAUGACCAUUCUACAGUUUGGCAACGGCAUCAGAAGGCUGAUGAGCAGGAGAGACUUUCAAGGAAAGCCUCGUUUUGAAGAAUAUUUCGAAGUUCUCUCUCCAAAAAUCAACCAGUCAUUCAGCGGGAUCAUGACUAUGUUGAAUAUGCAAUUCGUUGUACGAGUGAGGCGAUGGGACAAUUCGGUAAAGAAGUCCUCAAGGAUUAUGGACCUCAAAGGCCAAAUGAUCUACAUUGUUGAAUCCAGUGCCAUCUUGUUCUUGGGGUCACCCUGUGUGGACAGACUGGAAGACUUCACAGGACGAGGGCUCUACCUGUCAGACAUCCCAAUUCACAACGCGCUGAGGGAUGUGGUCUUGAUCGGGGAGCAAGCCCGAGCUCAGGAUGGCCUAAAGAAGAGGCUGGGGAAGCUGAAGGCCACCCUGGAGCAAGCCCACCAAGCUCUGGAGGAGGAAAAGAAGAAGACGGUCGAUCUCCUGUGCUCUAUCUUUCCCUGCGAGGUUGCUCAGCAGCUCUGGCAAGGGCAAGUUGUGCAGGCCAAGAAGUUCAGCAACGUCACCAUGCUGUUCUCAGAUAUUGUUGGGUUCACUGCCAUCUGCUCCCAGUGCUCGCCGCUGCAAGUCAUCACCAUGCUCAACGCACUCUACACUCGCUUCGACCAGCAGUGCGGGGAGCUGGAUGUCUACAAGGUGGAGACCAUUGGCGACGCCUAUUGUGUAGCUGGGGGUUUACACAGAGAGAGUGAUACCCAUGCUGUGCAGAUAGCGCUGAUGGCCUUGAAGAUGAUGGAGCUCUCUGAUGAAGUCAUGUCUCCUCAUGGAGAACCCAUCAAGAUGCGCAUCGGCCUGCACUCUGGAUCUGUCUUCGCCGGAGUCGUCGGCGUGAAGAUGCCCCGUUACUGUCUUUUUGGAAACAAUGUCACUCUGGCUAACAAAUUUGAGUCCUGCAGUGUGCCACGGAAAAUCAAUGUCAGUCCAACAACUUACAGAUUGCUCAAAGACUGCCCUGGCUUUGUGUUUACUCCUCGAUCAAGAGAGGAGCUUCCACCCAACUUCCCCAGUGACAUUCCUGGAAUCUGUCAUUUUCUGGAUGCCUAUCAGCAAGGAUCAAAUUCACAACUCUGUUUCCAAAAGAAAGAUAUUGAGGAUGGCAAUGCCAACUUCUUAGGCAAAGCAUCAGGCAUAGAUUAGUGCACUGUACUCUUGUGUAUUUGUCUUUGAGGUGUGAUUCCGUGAAGGAUGUGUAGCACCUUGGAAUGCACUUUAGGAUUACAGGAGGCUAAAAAGCAGUAUUAGAAUUCCAGGAGCUAAGUCACAAUCUGAUCUUUCUACAGUUUAACUUGAUGAAAAGCAUAACUUCCGUCCUUCAACUCUUCUGUUUAUUUCUUUUUAAAGAAACCUCAAAAAUUGACUUUUGGAGGAAUCUUUUGGUUUUAUAGCAUUCACUACCUGUACUCAGAAAUCAGCACAUUGUACAUAGACCAGAUAAUUGUAGUUGACUGUACACAAAGUGAUGAAGUCACCCGCAGUCUUGUGUCCUGGUGGAUUGCCAUGGCUAUUACAGUGUAUUUGUGAUAGUGUUGCUUAAAAAAGCUUUUUCAAUAGAAAUUAGUCAUUGAUACCAUAGGUUCUUUCAACUUUUCAAUUUUGCAUUUUAUUACAUUUUCUCAUUUAACUGUUAACAUAUAUAACAAAAUAGACUGACUUACUUUUUCUCUUUUGCACUUUUUUUUAAGGAAAUAAGCAGUUAGGGGUUAGACACAAUAUAAAUAUAAAAUAAUUCUGUAAAUGUAUAAAAUUUUAUAUUUAACUCUUAAAGUUAAAAAUAUUCUGCAUAACACAAUUUGUCAUAUAAUAAAUUGACCUUUUGUUUGACAUAUAUUAUUUUUUAUCCUAUACAUACAUGGUAAAGGUUAUUUUAUUUCAUAUUAUUAAUGUAGUUCCAACUAAUUCAAUUAUCAUAAUAGCAAAAUAUUCAGGAUAAAAAAGACAUAUAACCUAUAAUAAAAUGCAAUAAUAUCAUUCUAAUUUACCUUAGUAAGAGACAGCAUGAGGGUACAGUAUGCAUCCAGGGAGUCUACAGUCGUCAAAUAUUUGUGCACAAACAUGUGCACACACACUUGGAAUAAUUGGGGCCUACUUUAGUAUACAUCUUCCACUGCCAUGCUGAGCCACAGAAAAUGCCAAGUUUAGAGUGGAAAAUAAGACUGUUUUCUUCCUCCUUGUUUCCCUCCCUCCCUCAUUUCCUUUCUCUCCUCUCCCCCCUUUCUUUCCUUCCUUUUGUUGCUAGACAAUUUUUCUGAAGUAUUCAUGCUGAGUAUUUUUAGUGUGUGUAUAUGUAAGAAGGACCAAUUUAGUCUCAAUAAGUAUGUAUCUGUGAUGUGAUUUUUUUAUUCUAGUUAAAGUAUCUUGGUGAUAUUUAUUAAAAGACCAUGAGUAGUGUUGCAGAAAAUGAUGCAGUGAUUUAUUAUGGAAUUUUAUAAACAUUUUUCUAGAACUUGAACUUUUGACAGAUGUCGGCUUCAGUUCUCUAGUGAACUCAAAAAUAACAACAACAACAACAACAAAAAACUACAGAGUUUGAUUUGGGAAGAGGAUAUCCUUUUAAAAAGACCUUACCUUCAAAGCAAAAGCAAGAUGAACAUCAUGGUUUUAAAAUCAGUAUUGACAGAAUCACAAAUACACUGAAGGCAUACUUGGGGUUCUGAGAAAUAACUUAGUUUACAACUUCUUUUUCCAUCCCAGCCUGGCCCUUAGUGAUAUCAAGAAUAAAAGCCCAUUACUGACUGGCUUCUAGUAUCCCAAAGGAACUAUGAUAGGUAUUAUAGUGAUUUCUUUUACCAGGAUGUACUUCAUUAUCUUAAAAGACUGAAUAUUUCUUACUGAAUACCCACACUGUUGUGAGAGAAUACCACAUGCUUUGAGAAAAUAUGUCUAUAGUUUCCCAAUUAUAUGAAGUUAAAUUAGUAUUUGCAAGGAAAUUUAAGGUAUAAAUGCAUUUUUCUUUCAAAAACUUAACCUUUAUUAUAGGGAAAUAACAGAGAUUCAAGAAAAUUAAAAAGCAUAAAAUAUGAUGUCAUCUUCAUCAAAUGUUUGGUGAUAUUUUAUUCUCUGUAAAUCAAUCAGAAUUCAGAUGUACCUUCCACACGCCUGUGACAUACAUAAAAACACACACAGAGCAAAAGAGGGCAUGUACAUAAUCUGGGUACAACCUGCAUGGGUGUUUUUCCUGGUACUAUUGCUGCAACAUUUCUAUAGAUCUGAAACUUUAUCUAAAUAAAAAUUAUCUAAAAAAUAUUUUCCAGAGAGAUUAAGUCAUCUAGGAUAGCUUCCCCAGACCAGAGAACAAAGAUCCAUUAAUUAUGGAAAAAGAAGCAGCAAAAAAGAAGAAGAGCAGACUCAUUGCCUUCUGCCUGUUUUCCCAACAAUUGUUGGGACAAGAGAGAUGGUAAAUCUUAAAGGAAGAAGAGGGCAGAUCAGGUACACAGGGUGGAAAGGUAAUGUCAGCAGCAGUAUGGAUCAGGUUGGACGUUUAUCUGCAGUGACUUUAAGAACAUCUGUCUCAAACCCAAAGGAAAAUGAUUCAUGCUGUGUGCUGGGGGAACCUAAAAGCUGGGUGUCUGACACUGGAAUUUCGUAUGAUGUUCAAGACCACUAGUCCUUCAGAUCCUUGGGUAGAGAAAAAAGAAGAGUUGUUGCCAAAUGGCUUCUCCUUGAUGUUUCCGUGCACAGCACAGCAGAUCUGCCUUGGCCUCCCCUUGUUUACAUUAGGAGGAGGCAGAGGAUAAUGGAAUAUGGUAUUCUGCAGUUGGCUUGGCAAUGAAAGAUGUGAAUGGACACAAGUGCCCCUGACAAGUACCAGCCAGGAAACUGUCCAAAUGGAGCUUCACCUGCAAAGCCCUGACAAAGCCCAGAGCUACACAAUGCUUUUUAAAGUUUUAUUCUGCUUUUAAUUGACAGUUACCUUCAAGUCCCUGUUGAAGCAACUGCUGAAGUGCCACGGAGCAUCACUGCUGUAGUUUUAAGUGCAUUUGUUUAAUCUGCAAAACUUGCUACUGAUAAACAGGAAUGUCUUUGACACAGACUUUCUGGGGAUGGUUUGAUAGAUCACCAUCCUCCUAGCAUAGGACAAUCGAAUUAACUUCAACCAACUGUGCACUCUGGUGCCUUUUCACUCUAUAGCUAGUGGUUCUUGGGCAGUUACGUAGAGGUAGAUGUACAGCUUACAAGGAG
Oryctolagus cuniculus (rabbit) is the source of this 5419-nucleotide messenger RNA. RefSeq names its product guanylate cyclase 1 soluble subunit alpha 1 (gene GUCY1A1). Gene Ontology annotation, biological process: response to oxygen levels; cGMP biosynthetic process. NCBI's taxonomy places the organism in Eukaryota, Metazoa, Chordata, Mammalia, Lagomorpha, Leporidae. Gene Ontology annotation, molecular function: heme binding; guanylate cyclase activity. The record is from RefSeq and is a predicted model, not a curated record. Gene Ontology annotation, cellular component: guanylate cyclase complex, soluble.